Equus caballus (horse) is the source of this 3379-nucleotide messenger RNA. Lineage: Eukaryota; Metazoa; Chordata; Mammalia; Perissodactyla; Equidae. The record is from RefSeq and is a predicted model, not a curated record.
AAGAAAAAAAAAAAAGAUUGACAACAGACGUUAGCUCAGGUGCCACUUAAAAAAAAAAAGAACUCUCAGUCUGUUUCCAGAGACACCCUAGCUAGGAAUUUUCCUUACAUCCAGCUUCUGUUUACUAAACUAAAACAAUCCUGAUUUCAUAUUUUGUUUGCUCUCCUCCCAUCCAGCCCCUCAUCAAAUUGCUAGUUUAAAUUUGUGUUGGUUUCACACCUCUAGGAGUGCCGAUGUAUUUCCAUGGAGGACAGCCCAUGGACCUGGACACACAGUGUGAGAUGAGAGAACGUCAAGGCACCAUUUCCAAGUGUAAAUAUUUCUUCCUUCUACCCCUCCUUUUUGGAGAAGAGUUCAAAAGGGAGCAUUGGUUUAAAUCGAUGAAAAUAUUAGCCUAGGUUACCCUGUAUUGGGUAAACAUGUUGCAGUCCUUUAGUUUAACCGUAGCAAUGCCAGGAUUCUGUCUAGCUCAGAGAUGAGUUUCCUUUCUAUAGAGUCAUUGACUCAAGGGGAAAAACAUAAUGAACUGGUGGAAGGUCCUUUUUAAGAAACAUUUGUCCAAAACUUGUUAAUAAGGCAAAAAAAGGAUUACCUAGUACCCUUUCAGUAUCCUACCAGAACAUUGUCUAACAAGCCCACCAAAGGUCAUCUGAUGUUCUAGGGUAGAAAUCAGCAGUUUUUGUUAAGUGCCAGGUAGUAAAUAUUUUAGGCUUUGAAGGUCUCUGCAGUAACUAUUGUGAAAGCAGCCAUAGGUAUGACAUAAACAAAUGUGUGUGACUGUGUACCAAUAAGACUUUAUUUAUGGGCAUUGACAUUUGAAUUUCAUACGACUGUCAUGUGUCGUGAGAUAUUCCUCUUUUGAUUUUUUCAAUCAUUUAGAAAUAUAAAAAUCAUUCUUCAGUCACAGGCCCUAUGAGAACAGAUGCUGAUAUUAAUAAGUUGCCAAUGAUUUUUGUCCAGUUAAGAUAUGAAUGAUUUCUCCCAGGUUGAAAAGGACCAUCCAGGGUAUUGCUUUAUGCCCUGCAGCAGACUAACUUAGUUUUGUAUCUAAGUUUCCAGUCUAUUCCAGCAUUCAUUUUUCCACAGAUUUUCCCCCCACUUAGGUUUUGGUACCCUCCUUGGCGCCAGUUUUGUCAUCCUGCUGAGUCCCUCAUCAAUGAGUUCAGUGCAUCUUUGGCAUGUGCUUCUGUCUAUUUGUAUGAGAGUCGAGUGUUUCACUUUUUGAAAAUUAUACUUUGACAGCCACAUAUAUAAAAAGCAACAUGGGACAUUUUAAACUAUGUAUAAAUUCCUGUUAAUUUGUUUUUAAAACUAAAAAUAGGGCAAUUCAAUAAAUCGUUCAAUAUAAGGGUAAAAGGUUGACAGUUUAUCUGCCGUCCUGCCAGUUAAAUGCAGGAAAUGGUCAAGGGAGAGCGAAGGUAGAGGAAGAGGGGCAGAGGGGGAGACACCCUGGGGUGGGGUCUCUCUUGUCCCCGCUUGGCCUCAGUAGAGUUGUAAUGUUGCCGCCUCAGGUAUAGUGUUGGCAUUCCACUGGGGAUUCUUGAUAUCGCAUACAAUUUUCCAAGAAUGAUUUGGUUUCCAGUCAGAGGUUUUUAUCAUUGAUAAUGUUUUAAGAAAGAAGAAGAAUUGAAAAAAUGGGUUUUUUUAAAAGGCAUUAAGGUGGUGUCCCAGAGAACACUGGAUAGGGUGUCAAGAGGUUCCUAGCUUUGAGUCUGUGACCAGCUAACUAUGUGACACUGGGUAUCAUAGUACUUUUGUUUUUGCAUGUGUAAAGUGAAAAACUUAGACUCUGUAGUCAUUAACAUUCCAUCUGGUGCUGAAAAUUUUCUAACGUAAAUAGACUCAAAUUGCUUUUGGUGGAAUUGAGUAGUCAUUGAUUUCUAAUUUUUUUUUUCUAAAUAAAAGUAGCCUCAUCUGUGUUUAGAAUCUAGAUUUCCAGGUUUGACUUCUUAUAUAAAAGAUAAAAUAAUCAUAUAUAAUAAUAUAUAAAAAUAACACUUUGAAGUUAAUUCUCUGCUUGGCACAAAUCGUGGUGGAAAAGUACAAAAUGGAGUUGUCUGUCUUUGCUUGCUGCUCAGUUUAUGAUGCCAAGUGCCUCUAACAGGAUCUUCCUGUCCCUAUACCUUAGGGUCACUUCCCUGUUCAGGGUUAGUUUUAAGUCUGCGAGCAAAGAUUUCCUUGGCCCAGGGGAGGCUGAGAUGAAACAAAGCUCCCAAAAAGCACUUGGCACCCUGACAGACCAGCACAUCAGGGAGAGAGAUGGAAAUGGAAGAUAAGGAGUCAGAGGCCCUUUUGAAUUUAAAAGUACACUUGUGGGUUCUGGAAACUCCUUGAGUGUUUCUAUCCCAGAGAAGAGAUUAUAGCAAAUUUCAAAAGACACUAGCCCUUCACCUUUUUUGGGAGGUCAGGGAUCUGUUGAGAGCUGAGGCGAGCUAACAUGACUUUCCUCAUUAACACAGGCACGCGCACACACCCCCCAGGUUUUGCCUGUAACUUCAAGAUUUUUUGAGACCCCAGCUAUGAAGAGAUUGACUCGAUUCUGGGACUGCUGGUAUGGACACUUAUCGCUGGAACUGAGUACUUCCGGGUCCCUGCAUUUGGCUGGGUCAUGUUUGUAGCUGUAUUUUACUGGGUCCUCACCGUCUUCUUCCUCAUCAUCUACAUAACAAUGACCUACACCAGGAUUCCCCAGGUGCCCUGGACAACAGUGGGUCUCUGCUUUAAUGGCAGUGCCUUCGUCUUGUACCUCUCGGCCGCUGUUGUGGAUGCAUCUUCUGUCUCCCCGGAAAGGGAGGGUCACAACUUCAACAGCUGGGCGGCCUCGUCGAUGUAUACCACACAUAGUCACCCCUACGUGAACAUCCUGGGGUUAUUUGAGCAAAACUACAAGCCUUCCGUCUAUGUUCCAAAAAAGAAAGACAUCAUAGCCGGAAAUCAUUUCCAAAGAAAGUUCUUCGCCUUCCUGGUCACCAUCUGCUACGCUGGAAACACAUAUUUCAGUUUUAUAGCUUGGAGAUCCAGGACCAUACAGUGAUUUGCCAUUUUGAGAAUUCAAAGGGGUGAAAAAAACCAAACAUAAAGAAUCUCACUGUAAGAACAGCUGUAGGUAUAAUGUAUAUUUCCAGAGAAUUGUAUUUAACUAAUGUUUUUAUAUACUUAGUUAAAUUUUCUCAGAGUGGUUUGUUACAAUUAAACUGGAUACUUAUUUGCAAAGUGCUAUAGCUUAUAAUGAACUCUCAAAUAUCUUGAUGUCUUCAUAGACCUUAUUUUCUUAGACAGUGUAUAAAUAGAUAAAUUGCUAAUAUUAAGAAUAUGUCGUUUGUAAACUUAACUUUUAAAAUGCCACAUUCUUUUUUGAUUAAAUAUUUCAAAAUCCCCA